Molecule: messenger RNA, 1623 nt
Organism: Procambarus clarkii (red swamp crayfish)
Lineage: Eukaryota; Metazoa; Arthropoda; Malacostraca; Decapoda; Cambaridae
Source: RefSeq, a predicted model, not a curated record
AUGCGCGCGGAUGCUGGUGAAUCUUUGGAAGUGAGGACGCAGGGGGAGAUGAAGAAACAGGAAAGUGACUAUACAGAACAGGGAAGUGACUAUACAGUACAGGAAAGUGACUAUACAGAACAGGAAAGUGACUAUACAGUAGAGGAAAGUGACUAUGCAGAACAGGAAAGUGACUAUACAGAACAGGAAAGUGACUAUACAGAACAGGAAAGUGACUAUACAGAACAGGAAAGUGACUAUACAGUACAGGAAAGUGACUAUACAAUACAGGAAAGUGACUAUACAGAACAGGAAAGUGACUAUACAGUACAGGAAAGUGACUAUACAGAACAGGAAAGUGACUAUACAGAACAGGAAAGUGACUAUACAGAACAGGGAAGUGACUAUACAGUACAGGAAAGUGACUAUACAGUAGAGGAAAGUGACAAUACAGAACAGGAAAGUGACUAUACGGUAGAGGAAAGUGAUUAUACAGUAGAGGAAAGUGACAAUACAGAACAGGAAAGUGACUAUACAGAACAGGAAAGUGACUAUACAGAACAGGAAAGUGACUAUACAGUAGAGGAAAGUGACCAUACAGAACAGGAAAGUGAAUAUACAGUACAGGAAAGUUACUAUACAGACCAGGAAAGUGACUAUGCAGAACAGGAAAGUGACUAUACAGAACAGGAAAGUGACUAUACAGUACAGGAAAGUUAUUGUACAGAACAGAAAAAUGACUAUGCAGAACAGGAAAGUGACUAUACAGAACAGGAAAGUGACUAUACAGUACAGGAAAGUUGCUAUACAGAACAGAAAAAUGACUAUACAGAACAGAAAAAUGACUAUACAGUAGAGGAAAGUGACUAUACAGAACAGGAAAGUGACUAUACAGAACAGGAAAGUGACUAUACAGAACAGGAAAGUGACUAUACAGAACAGGAAAGUGACUAUACAGUAGAGGAAAGUGACUAUACAGAACAGGAAAGUGACUAUACAGAACAGGAAAGUGACUAUACAGUACAGGAAAGUGACCAUACAGAACAGGAAAGUGACUAUACAGAACAGGAAAGUGACUAUACAGAACAGGAAAGUGACUAUACAGUACAGGAAAGUGACUAUACAGUACAGGAAAGUGACUAUACAGAACAGGAAAGUGACUAUACAGAACAGGAAAGUGUCUAUACAGAACAGGAAAGUGACUAUACAGAACAGAAAAGUGACUAUACAGUACAGGAAAGUGACUAUACAGAACAGGAAAGUGACUAUGCAGAACAGGAAAGUGUCUAUACAGAACAGGAAAGUGACUAUACAGAACAGAAAAGUGACUAUACAGUACAGGAAAGUAACUAUACAGAACAGGAAAGUGACUGUACAGUACAGGAAAGUGACUAUACAGUACAGGAAAGUGACUAUACAGAACAGGAAAGUGACUAUACAGAACAGGAAAGUGACUAUACAGUACAGGAAAGUGACUAUACAGAACAGGAAAGUGACUAUACAGAACAGGAAAGUGACUAUACAGAACAGGAAAGUGAUUGUACAGUACAGGAAAGUGACUGUACAGUACAGGAAAGUGACUAUACAGUGCAGGAAAGUGACUAUACAGAACAGGAAAGUGACUAUACAGAACAGGAAAGUUAG